GAGGUACAGCGGGGAUACAGGGAGACAGGGAGCGCGCAAUGUGUCAGAUUUCUCUGCUCUGUGGUGAUUGAGAUAGGCGCUGCCUGGGAUACUGCUAACAAGAUACAGGAAAAGAGAACAGAGAGAAGGGAGUAUCUCAUUUCUUGCACAAGACCAGAAGGAUCAGAGACCUAGAAUUUCCCUCUUUGGUACCACAAACUUCCUGGUACGUCCUGCUAGGACUCCUCUGUGUCUCCCCUCAUGUGGUCUCACUGCUACAGCUCCUAUGGCGUGUGCCCCUCAGUACACGCUCCAACGGCCCUAUUCUGCCGCCGCUCUCCACGUUUGCAAAGGACUGCUUGGCCAGUGCGGCGGAAGUGACGUGUAUCUCCCUCCUGCUGCUCACCGGAAGUACCAUGUUCCCGCCCAGUCUGCUACUUCCGGUUGUAUCUUGCGCCAUUGCGUGGCCGCUAGGUGUCUUUCAGACCGGAGACUUUCGGGAGAGGGCAGGGCGCAGUUCACCUAGAGGUGUCACGUGUUUCCGGACUACCGUCAUGACGUCAUCGUGCUUCCUACCGCUGGUGACGUCAUGUAUUCUCUGGUAUUCUGACAUCAUCAGUGGUCAGUGUGCGGUGACGGUGUCGGUAUCGGUGACGGGCCUGGGCUAUCUGUGGCCGAGACCCCUGUUCCGGACGGCGGCUGUGGGGAGAGCGGACCAGCGCGUGCACGUCAUUUACUCCCUCCUCAAGAUAGUCACCGCUCUCGCUUUCGUCUCAGGGGCUGUCAAUUUCCGAGUGCUACACCCACCACACGCCCACAGCCUAGCCGAUGCUCCAGGUCAAGAUGACAUCAGUGAGCUGCUGUGGUCAGCCUCAACCUACGUGUUCAUCAUGGCUGGCACCAGUGUGUUAUUUGUGUGUAUCAGCUUCGUGUCUCUCUCGGUGUGUCAGCCUCUGUGUGGGAUCACUCUGCCCUCAAUAUGCUCCACGCUCAUCUCUAGCGGACUUUUCGUGGCUCUGAACUCGGAACAGUUCAGACAAACGUUUAAACUGACCCCUUCUGGUGUGGAUGGAAGCUCCCUCCUCGCAGCCACACACUGGUCUUCCUCUACACCCUUGCUGUGCGCGGCUGUGGUCCCAAUUCUAUUGAUAGUAACAUACAUGUCCGCUCUCUCCCUCCUACCUGGUUCACCCCGAGUCCUAAUGGCGCCCUUCAACCUUCUCUUCUCCGAUCACUUCUGGUCACUUUUGGGACUUGACGCUAAGCUCAUCUUGUCUGCCCGAGGACGCAGGUUGGAGACACUGUCCCUCACGGAGAGGAGUGCGGAGAGUGAGAGAGAGGAGAAGAGUGAGGGAGCAGGGGGAGGGGGAGGAGAGCCGGAGUGCACGCUGUUCGUCUGCGCGACCAUGUACCGGGAGACUCGUGACGAGAUGAUGACACUGGUCAACAGCUUCCGGCGCCUGGCAGGCAGCGCUCACGGGCUCUUCUCGGAGGUCCAGCUCAACUUCCACGUCAUGUUCGAUGACGGGUCCAGAGAGGGCAGCCUCACGCCGCCCGCCAAACGUCUCCUAUCCUGUCUUCUCCCCCACGUGACCGCCGGGUCUGAGGCCACGCCCACCCGCUCCCGCCGACUCUUGCUCCGAAGUCCGUACGGGCUCCAGUACCGGGAGAUCAUGGCCGGCGGGUGUCCACUCACUGUCCACUUCAAGGACAGCGCCAAGGUGAAGUGUAAGAAGCGCUGGAGUCAAGCUAUGUACAUGCAGUAUGUCCUCAACUACUACCUUCAGCCAGAGUCCUUCGGCGGCAGCAACAACAACAACGACAACGACAACGACAACGACAACAACAACAUCAACAACAAAUAUAACAACAAAUAUAACAACAACAACAACAAAAACAUCAUCAACAACAACAAUAAUGAAUGCACGUGUAGGAUUGAGCUCCCCAUGUCGCCCAAAGAGAAAGAGUUGACUCGCCAAGGGGCGUUACUGGACAUGUACGUCCGGAGUGGAGAGGUCAUCCUAGGUCAUGAGGUUAAGGCCAUAGAGGGUCAGCUGUGGCUCAACUGGGACCAGAAGAAGACUGUGAGUGAGGUGGACACCCUGGGUCGUGGUGUGGGUGGUCACUUCGAGGACUGGAAGCACCUGGAUGUGUUGAUUGACCAGCUGGAGAAGGGUCAGGACAAGGAGGUGUGCCCGUGUCAGAUGACCCAGCAAGGAAACAGAUUUCUGGCUGCUCAAGUCCUCCCAGAACGUUUUCGGCACAGUCACGUGUUGCCCAGGUUGUUUCUCCAUGUUUCGGGCCAGCGCCCUGGCCCCUCUGCUACCCCGGGUGUGUGAACCCACGCAGUCUGCGGCCGACGUCUACUGGAAGGACACAGGCGAGGACCGCUGGCUGACCGUCCUCAUGAUCCUCCAGGGCUGGUCACUCAGCUACCUCAGCGACGCCACCUGUGUGACGUCAUGUCCGGACACCUUCCCAGAAUUUCUGAGACAGCGAAAGCGUUGGAUCCUAUCGGACUUGGCCAAUGACCUACUUCUGCUCAAAAACUCGACCUCAGUCGUGAGAAGGAACGACAGCAUCUCCCUACUCUACGUCCUCUACUUGUGUCUGCAAUUCUUCGUAAAGAUUGUAACCCCUGGCUGCCUGCUGUUUGCCAUAGCUAUGGGCCUGGACAUGGUUGGUCAAGCGCCCUUAGGCUGGACACUGGUCAUUUUGAGCAGUGUGGUCGGCAUGUACGUGCCUCUGUGCGUGUGUGUGAGCGACCUCUGGCACGGGCGACUCACGCUGGUGUUCUCAGUGGUUCUGUCGCUGAUGUUUGUAUGGACGGCCGGGCGGCUGGGGGUGGUGAUGGUCAGCUAUAUGAUUGGCAGCGGGAGAGAAUGACGUGUUGUGCUGUGAGCUGCCCAGUCUGACGUCACUCAAGGACACCUGCAUGCGUGUGUGGGUCGGGGAUGACCCAAGGGUGGACGUGAACGAGGAUGGCGUUGCUAGUAAACAUG
Messenger RNA from Aplysia californica (California sea hare), 2981 nucleotides. RefSeq lists its product as uncharacterized. Gene Ontology annotation, molecular function: chitin synthase activity. The record is from RefSeq and is a predicted model, not a curated record. NCBI's taxonomy places the organism in Eukaryota, Metazoa, Mollusca, Gastropoda, Aplysiida, Aplysiidae. Gene Ontology annotation, cellular component: cell septum; cell periphery.